GCAAUCCAAAGUGGAAUUUUAUCAUGGGUUAUUUGGAUGAUCUUUUUCAAGUCCCUAGCCCCCAAAGCCUCUGCUCACUGGACAGAGUGCCACUUGGGCUCUUUAUGCUAUGGGAAAGCGAACGGACUGAAAAUAAAGCAGCCAUAUCUCUUGGCUCCUCUCUACUCCCCACCGUGUUUCCACAGCUCUGAGCCAGAGACUGCCUGCGAACAACAAAAGCGUGAUGAAGGCAACAGGAGUCAGAACGCUAUUCAUAGCAGGAAACCCCAGCAUCCGGUGAGAAAUAAGAAGUACGGGAGCACAGGAUGCGCCCUGGGUCAGGAGGACGUGAAAAGCCUCGAGUCUUUGUAACCUUCUCUAUGCCAGAGCUGUGGUAGUGUGACAGCGGCAGUGCAGCCCUCAGCUCCUUUCAGAGCACAGUCUGGUGCCAAGCUCCAGGUUCCCGUGGCUGCUGCUGUCACUGUGGGGGAGUCUAGCCUCUCCCAGAAGGAGACAUACAGAAGAAUGGUCACCUCAAAUGGUUUGCUCCUGCUGCUGGGGCUUCUCGGCCAGCUCUGUGCAGGGGCUGCUGCUGAUUCAGAGGCUGUGGUGUGCGAAGGAACUGCCUGCUAUACAGCCCACUGGGGCAAGCUGAGUGCCGCGGAAGCCCAGCAUCGCUGUAAUGAGAACGGAGGCAAUCUUGCCACUGUGAAGAGCGAGGAGGAGGCCCGGCAUGUCCAGGAAGCUCUGGUUCAGCUUCUGAAGACCACGGCACCCUCGAAAGCAAAGCCGGGCAAAUUCUGGAUCGGGCUCCAGCGAGAGAAGGGCAAGUGUACGUAUCAUGAUUUGCCAAUGAAGGGCUUCAGCUGGGUUGGUGGUGGAGAGGACACAACUUAUUCAAACUGGUACAAAGCGAGCAAGAGCUCCUGUAUCUCUAAACGCUGUGUGUCCCUGAUACUGGAUCUGUCCUUGAUACAUCACCCCAGCCAUCUGCCUAAGUGGUAUGAUGGUCCCUGUGGGACUCCCGAUGCUCCAGGCAGCAGCAUUGAAGGCUUCCUGUGCAAGUUCAACUUCAAAGGCAUGUGCAGUCCACUGGCGCUGGGUGGACCAGGGCAGCUGACCUAUACCACCCCUUUCCAGGCCACCACCUCCUCUCUGAAGGCCGUGCCGUUUGCCUCUGUUGCCAAUGUAGCUUGUGGGGAUGAAGCUGAGAGUAAGACCAAUUAUUACCUAUGCAAGGAAACGACUGCAGGAGUAUUCCAUUGGGGUAGCUCAGGCCCUCUCUGUGUCAGCCCCAAGUUUGGUUGCAGUUUCAACAAUGGGGGCUGCCAGCAGGAUUGCUUCGAAGGUGGGGAUGGCUCCUUCCGCUGUGGCUGCCGGCCUGGAUUCCGGCUGCUGGAUGACCUAGUAACUUGUGCCUCCAGGAACCCCUGCAGUUCAAACCCAUGCACAGGAGGCGGCAUGUGUCAUUCUGUGCCACUAAGCGAAAACUACACAUGCCAUUGUCCCAGAGGCUACCAGCUGGACUCUAGCCAAGUGCACUGUGUGGAUAUAGAUGAGUGCCAGGAUUCCCCCUGUGACCAGGAAUGUAUCAACACUCCAGGGGGCUUCCAUUGUGAAUGUUGGGUGGGCUACCAAUCCAGUGGUUCCAAGGAGGAGGCCUGUGAGGAUGUGGAUGAGUGUGCCGCUGCCUACUCACCCUGUGCCCAGAGCUGCACUAACACUGAUGGCUCUUUCUACUGCUCCUGUAAAGAGGGAUAUAUCAUGUCUGGGGAAGACAGUACCCAGUGUGAGGAUAUAGAUGAGUGUUUGGGCAAUCCAUGUGAUACCCUGUGUAUCAACACAGAUGGUUCCUUCAGGUGUGGCUGCCCAGCAGGUUUUGAGCUGGCUCCCAAUGGGGUCUCUUGUACCAGGGGCACUGUGUUUUCAGAGUUACCAGCCAGGCCUCCCCAAAAGGAAGACAAAGGUGACGGAAAGGAGAGUACUGUGCCUCUUACUGAAAUGCCUGGUUCUCUCAAUGGCUCUAAGGAUGUCUCCAACAGAGCACAGACCACAGAUCUCUCCAUUCAAUCGGAUAGUUCCACUGCCUCUGUUCCACUAGAAAUAGAAGUCUCUAGUGAGGCAUCUGAUGUCUGGUUAGAUUUGGGCACAUACCUCCCCACGACCUCUGGCCACAGCCAGCCGACUCAUGAAGAUUCUGUGCCUGCACACGGUGACAGUGACACCGAUGGGCAGAAGCUGCUUCUGUUUUACAUCCUGGGUACGGUGGUGGCCAUCUCACUCUUGCUGGCUCUGGCCCUUGGGCUUCUCAUUUAUCUUAAACGGAAAGCCAAGAAAGAGGAGAUCAAAGAGAAGAAGGCCCAGAAUGCAGCUGACAGCUAUUCCUGGAUUCCAGAGCGAGCAGAGAGCCGAGCCCCAGAGAAUCAGUACAGCCCAACACCUGGGACGGACUGCUGAAGACAACGUGGCUUUAGAAACAUAGUCAGCUGCCACUACCUUCAGAGUUACCUUCUUAGAUGAGGGAGAAGCCACAUCACUCUGAAAGACUGGACUGGACUCUCAGCAAUAAUUGGGCACCUUCCCCUUUAAGAACCUGGUGACUUGGGUUGGGCAGGUAUUUUCCUAGUGCCUUUGAUAUGCCUGGGGAGAUAAAAUGACCAUUGUGGGGAGUUUUGGGGAUAUUGACAGGCCUCACUCACACACCCUUUUCAAAUCCAAAAGCAACUGGUUCCUCUGGUUGCCAAUCAGGGCGUAGGAAGUCAGAGGGGGUGGGGUAGGGUGGGGGGAGGGGGCUUCAAAGUCUUUUCUUAUGUAUUGAUUUAUCAGAGAAGGAGCUACUGGUGCUAAUUACGAUGGAAACAAUUCCUUUCCUUCACAGGCUAGAAAGCAAAACCAAUUAACUAAUAACCUGGUAAGACUGCUCUACCCUUCCUACAGGGACUUUUUCAGGAUGGCUGUCUUGGUGUACAUUUGCCUUCUGGCAUUUCCCCUCCAUCCCGCUUGCUCGGUAUUGUUGGAACUGUCAGAAUGAAAGGAAGUUCAACCAACUGCUCAGGGAGCAAGCAGGCAGGAAGUUUAGACCUUGUAUCCCCUCGCUCUUUCUGAUAGACUUGAGCUUAUGGGCAAACAAGUUGGAAAGUUGCUUCAAGUGAGUGAGGUCUUGGUAAAAGCAUUGUCUAGAGGGAGGCAGGCAGGAAUUGAUUUAACAGAUAUUUGAACAAAAAAAUCUGAAUGGACUGAUGCUAGCACAUACUCGACUAUUGAGGAACAAUAACAAAACCCCAAGAUCAAUUUGUCUUUGAGCUUGCACGGGCCCUGACUCCACUGCAGGGCACCCUCUCCCUUUAUACCAUCCCUACCAGGGAAGCUGGGUCAGCAGGCUCAGAAAGCCUCAGGAUGCUUUCAUUCUGAAUGAAGGAAAGGAUGUGUGAGCCCGGUGAUGGGCUGUUUUAAAUACUCCCAUUUCAAUGAAGCUUAGCCCACUUCAUGGUUAAAAGUAGAGCUAGAGGACUUGAACCCUAUUUUGUGGAUGCGACACAGAGUGAAUCAAGGAUUAGUCAUGAAGGAGGUUCUCUCUUUUUUUUUUUUUUUUUUGCUUAAAAGGGAGAUACAGGGGGGGGGGAAAGGGGAAGAGGGAACAGCUAAAAAAUUUCCAACCGUUAAAACGGCUUAGAGCCACCUUAUGAUUGACAUGUUUAUUUCAAAGGGUUCAUAUGCAAAAGUGUCCCUUAAACUUGCUGCAGGUAAUGCUGUUCCAGCUGCACAGGGCUGUCUGGGGCCUGGAAGGCUGCCCUGGUGAGUCACUUCAGUAUCUCAGGGAGGCCUCGUCUCAGCUGCCUGUGCUGUUUGAAAUACUGAGACAAGGAAUGUGUCUCCACCACGAGAUUUUUGUUCUCAGACUAGAGUGUCCUUUUGUUACUAGUGUCAAAAGCAACCACCCUUCAAGUUGAUAGCCAGAAAGUGACGAUUAAUAGCAACCAGACUCAAGGCCUUUGAAAUAUCUUAGAGAACUAUAUUACAGAAGUGUCUUUCUUUUUUUUCUUUGUCAAUUUAAAAUGGAGAUACUUUCAUUAGUCAGACUUUCUUUCUCUCUUUGAAAACCCAGCGUGGAGAGCAAUGGGGAACCGAUUGAGCUCAGUGGGUGCCUGAAAUGUGUGCAUUUAAUAGUCAACUUACUGUCUGGCUUUCAGUUGAAAUUUGAACAUUUGGAACAGGAUCUCUGGCAAUAACUGAGAUUGGCCACGAGUCCAUUACAAGGAGACAUGAAUUUAGAUCCAUGGCAGUAUCUGCAUAUACGGACGUGAACCUAAAUGCGUCACUUUUACCUCCAGGCCUUCAACUGCUCACCUUUAGGGCUUGAGAUGAGGAAGGUAACUGAGUCUAGGCUCCCCACAGCCUUGCUUGGUCUAUACUCAGGCUGCUGUGUAGGACUUAAACUGACCAAAGUAACUUAGAAGGUAGACAUGAAGCUCCAACUCCAACACUCUCUGGGGUACAGGAUCCUCUCUGUGGAACCCACAACAGAGAAGGGAAUGAUGAGGAACAUAUUUUCUCAAAGUGUGCUUUCAGCAUGAGCCCUUCCCAUGGAGGCUGGGCUCUCUCGUCUACUGACCUGCCAAAGCCUUCAGCAGGACCAUACCUCAUGUGGCAAAGCCAAUGGAGCCAGUCGCUGUUCCUAAAUGGGUGCUUUAUUCUCCCUAUAUUCUUGCUGUCCUCAUGCUUGAACCUGGUAAAUUCUGGGUUAGGGUAUCUAAGAGGCCAAGCAAUAAAUAAUUGAUCUUCCACUGGACCAAGGGUGUUAGGGUAGGCCUUCUCUACCCAAGAAACCAGUGAACAGAGACAGAAUACUCCCCUGCCUCUGAUGAGCAUAGCUUUAGGCCUUCAGCCUUCUCCUUACUCAAUUGCAGGUGGCCAUCAUUGCCUUUUGUAUUUUAUAUGGUUAUGGUGAUGGAAGCCAGCUAUAAGUAUGUUAGACACGAGCUUUCCAGGACCCCUAUACUACUAGUACCUCGCAUUAUCUUUGUUCAUUAUUAAAGAUAAAUGAAACAAUACACCCCCACUAACUUGAGGAGUUAAAAA
This is a messenger RNA of Rattus rattus (black rat), 5058 nucleotides long. It is a transcript of the gene Cd93, whose product is annotated as CD93 molecule. The record is from RefSeq and is a predicted model, not a curated record. Gene Ontology annotation, molecular function: calcium ion binding. The coding region runs from base 505 to 2436 and encodes 643 amino acids. The transcript is spliced from 2 exons. NCBI's taxonomy places the organism in Eukaryota, Metazoa, Chordata, Mammalia, Rodentia, Muridae.